AUGUAUGGUAGAUCUGCAGGUGAACGGGGUCUCGUGAUGCGAAAUGAAGAAAAACCACAGUGUCGGCGACGCGGAAUAAAUAUUACAGAUUGUCAAAGAUGUAUAUACGUAUGCAGUGAGCGAUACAAGUUUUUUUUUUCUUUUUUCUUUUAAUGCAGUGGGAACAUGAGUCCAAGUACCCGCGCAAGAAUCGGUGGAGCCAUUCCGAACAUGCACAUGCGAGAAAAAUUACGCGGCCAAAGGCACGCUCGUGUAGUUGGUAUGGGCGAGACGAGGACGAAGUGUCCACUGCGAGAACGCGCUGGUCCGCGAAUCGGGCGCCCAUUCGCCACGCGAGCUCGUUGUCACCGGUCACGAGCUGCGCUUGCUGCGGACCGCUGCCCUUGGAAGCGUUCGGGACCGGGCUUGGAACGAACUCUGCCCCCGCUACGACCUCUGAGCUGUAAUGGCUGCGGCGACCGCUAGUGCACCCCCGCCGGCUGGCGCGGAAUCCAAGGAUGCCGCCAUGGACGUCGAGGUCCACUACGGGGACCUGCCGCAGGAUAUGAUCAACGAACUUCGUGACGUGGCCUCCAAGGCCAUGAAGGAUUCGAAGGACUGGGCCGACAUCGCCACUACCAUCAAGACUGCCUUCGAGACCAAAUACGGCCCCACGUGGUUCUGCGUCGUGGGCAAGGACUUUGGCAUCACGGGAACCUGCGAGAUGAACCGUGGAGGCUUCGUCUCCAUAUCCGGGGUUGCCGUCGGAGUCUUCAAGUUCAAGUAAUGACUGUCUUCUCCACCACUGACGCGCAUGGCCGAGCGCUCUCCUGGAGCAGCUGGGGUCUACACGCAUUGAUCCGGACACGCAGAAGAAGCAACAAAAAUUGUGGAGAAAUAGAAACCCAAC
Molecule: messenger RNA, 889 nt
Organism: Dermacentor silvarum
Lineage: Eukaryota; Metazoa; Arthropoda; Arachnida; Ixodida; Ixodidae
Product: dynein light chain LC6, flagellar outer arm
Exons: 1
Coding region: 446-766 (106 amino acids)
Biological process (GO): cilium assembly; microtubule-based process
Cellular component (GO): cytoplasmic dynein complex
Molecular function (GO): dynein light intermediate chain binding; dynein intermediate chain binding
Source: RefSeq, a predicted model, not a curated record